UGUGAGUGCCAAGGAAUGGUCAGUUGUGUUGUGGUGGUGCGUGCGGCAAGCUGGUGGCUGAUGACUGGUUGUGAGUUCAAGAUGGCGAACCAGCGACACCUUAUCCUGCUUAGCUUAUUAGCAGUGCAAGUGAGCCUGGCCCAGGAACCAAGACUCGUCAUCCAGCCAAACAGCAUCCUGAAGGCGGUAGGGGACGGCGCCUACGUGUCAUGCAUGGCCCAGGUGGACGACGCCGACCUAGUCACGGAGAUGAGCUGGACAGCGCCCGACGGGGAGAGAAUCACCAAUAACAAUGAAAACUCACGAAUCAGGGUGUCCACAGCAGAGGAUGGCACCACAGGCAAGCUGGACCUGGUCAUCACCAAGCUGAGGGAGCAGGACGUGGGGGAGUACACCUGUUCCGCCACCUAUGCCGGAAACAAGAAACUUGAGGCAAGGAUCGAGGUGGAAUCUUUCAUGGAGAUUGACUUUGGAGACACGCCCAGCCACCAGACACUGCUCAUUGGCCAGGAGGGCAGGAUCAAAUGUACCCCAAUGGCCAAGCCGCCACCUAUUGUUGACUGGUUCAAGAACAUAGCGCCGCUUAGGAGUGAAGACAACCGCAUCAUACAGCAGGAUGGGAUUCACAUCAAGGAGGUGACAGAGGCGGACGAGGGAACAUAUCGGUGUAGGGCCAAAGUUCCGGCCCUGGGCUCCAUGAAGCAGAUGGAGAUACAAGUGGAGGUGAACAUUCCCCCAGUCAUCAACAUUCCACCACAGAACAUCACAGGAAAGGAGCACAAGGAGGCAGUGUUUGAGUGCGGUGCCACGGGGAAGCCAGCACCAGAGUACUCCUGGGUGGACAACAACAACGUGCCGCUGGAGAACGGGGAUGACUUCCACGUGAACACUGAAACGGGAGUGCUUAAGAUCAUGAACCUCAGGCCGGAGCAGUCUGGGGAGUACCGAUGCACGGCUACCAACUCCGCUGGCGAGGACUUCAAGACAGCACAUCUCCAGGUUUACACCAAGCCCAAGGUGGAAGAAUACCUCAACCUGACAGUGCAGACCGACAACGACCUCAUGAUGAAGUGUGUGGUGAGUGGCAACCCUCCGCCUCAGGUCAUCUUCAAGAAGGAGAGUGAGCCGGGGAACUUCACCCAAGGCAUCAACACUGACGACAGAAUUAUUGUGCGACAGGAGAAGGACGACCAGGGACGGGAAGUAGGCAUUCUGGAGAUCACAGACGUGUCGCGUAGUGAUGAUGGUCUGUACACGUGCACGGCUGUGUCUGAGGGCGGCGUGACGCAGCGGUGGAACCACAUCACUGUUGAGUUCAGCCCCACCUUUGAGGAGCAGGGACCCACUGUGCAGUGGUCUUGGGAGAAGGCACCUGUCAACCUCACCUGCCUUGCCACCUCCAUCCCCAAUGCUACCAUUCAGUGGUACCUACACAAACAAGAAAUCAACGCUAAUGACCCUAAUCUGCAGAGGUUAGAGUUGGGCCCACGUGGAGUGCUCAGAGUCAACCCCAUCAGCUCCUCCUACUUUGGCUUCUACACAUGCAAGGCAACCAACACUCUGGGAACCUCUUCCCUUGACAUUGAACUGAAGGAGGCCCACCCACCAGGACCCAUCACCGGUGCCAAGGUGGAUAAGAAAACAGCCACCACCAUUUCCUGGAAGCUGGUGGACCCAGCUGAUGAUGGCGGCCUGCCCAUUCAGAGCUACAUUGUGGAGUACAGGGAGGCAGAGCACACUUGGGAGGAAGCAUUCAGAAAAAUAUGGAACAAAGGCUCUUCCUACACCAUUGACAACCUCAUUCCACUGGCAACAUAUGUCUUCCGCUUUGCUGCCCAGAGCAAGGUUGGGGUUGGAGAAUGGGGAGGUGAAAAGAGUGAAAAGAUGCCGGGACACGCCGAGCCAGAGGAGCCGCUGAUCUUUGCCGCCGCUAAGAUGGAGAUCCCUUACUCCAACCACUAUGAGCUCCAGUGGGAAACACCCCUCAACAAUGGCAAGGAAAUUGACUACUUCCAGAUUUUGUAUUAUCAGGUGAAGAAGAAGGGAGAGAGUUGGGAGGCAGUGGGAGACAAGAUGACGCAGGAAGUGCCUUAUCCCGGCACAACCUCCUACAAGAUCGAGGGACUCCUCAGCAACUCAUACUACAGGAUUGAGUUGCGCGCUCACAAUGACAUUGGCUUUUCCACUCCGGCUGAGAAAGUUAUCAAGACUGCACAUGAUCCCAAGACCCCAAAAGGUAAUGGCUCGGGCGCGUCUGUGCAAUACAGUAGCAUUGCUCCCUCCACCACUGCCCUCGUCCACGGCCAUGACCCAGCCGAGAACUCCCAGGAGAGCGGUCCCAAUGCUGGCGUCAUUGUGGCUGUCAUCAUCAUCGUCAUCUUGGUGGUGGCGGUGGUGGUGGACGUGACCUGCUACUUCACCCGAAGUGCCGGCCUCAUCGCCACCAUUGCCAGCAAGCGCGGUGCCAAGGAUAAAGAUAAGGAGACCAUGCUGGAGGACGGCAAGAAUGCAAGUGGUGACACCCUGACUGAAGAGUCCAGGAAAGACACCACACUCAAAGAAGAGAAAGAGAAAAUCCUCCCUGAGAAGGAGCCACAUAGUCCCUCUGAGAAAAACAUUGAUAACAAAUCAGAGAAACAAAAUGAUGAGAAGCAUGAGGGCAAUGGUCAGAUGAAGAUUGAGAAGGAGGAUCUCAAGCCAGAACAACCCAAUUCUGACAAGAAGGAUUCCUCAGAACCCACAGAAACCACUCCCAUGAUUCAAGGUGAUGAUGACAAGGGAGAGAUCAAGAAGGAGGAGAAUGAGGAUGAAAAACUAAAGACAAGUGAAUCAUAGAGCAGCAUACUGAAUGAUUCUCUGUGUUAACCAGCCUUCCACCUGCUAGUCUUCACCAGACCCAAGUGCGGAGUCCCUCUCUGUCUGACACAAUUCCUGGGUCAGCUGCUGCAGUGAAAAAGAGAGACAGAGAACUAACAUGCAGAUGGCUAUGUGCAUUAAGAAGCCAUAUUGUGAUAAGACAGAUUUGUAUUUUUUUCUUUUUUUAAAGCUGCUGAUUUUUUUGUAAAGUCUGCCAAAGAGAAAUAAAUCAGUGUUACAAGAAAUGCAUGUGUGUGUGUGUGUGUGUGUGUGUGUGUUGUGGUAAUGUCUUCUUCAGUAUGUGUACUGAAGAAAGUUGGCAUAGUAGCAAGUGUGUGUGUGUGUGUGUGUGUGUGUGUGUGUGUGUGUGUGUGUGUAUAAAAGAUUUAGCUCUGAAUGUAAGGCAGAUUUUUUUAUUACAUAUAUUCCAACAAGUCUCAGUUGACAAAUGAUUAUUAUUAUCAUUAUUAUUAUUAUUAUUAUUAUUAUUAUUAUUUUGAAUGUACUGCGACAUGUAUGCAAUGUGUACGUGUGAGGUACAGGUUGAAAGAGGCCGGCAAGCUUUCAUUUAAGUGCACACACAUCACCAUGUCUUUACAUAUAUUAUGUAAAUGUGCAAGUUAGCAACAAAAACUGUGUGCCGUCAUGAAGGAAGGACCCAAUUCUUGGCAUGGCAAGCAAUUAUUUACAUUUCCACACCACACACAAGUUUACAAGACAAGUUGAGGGUCAUGCCUGCCUCCCUCCCCGUUAUGUUUAGGAUGCUUAGUGUGUGUGUGUGUGUGUGUGUGUGUGUGUGUGUGUAUGUGUGUGUGUGAGUGAGUGAGCGUGUGUCUUUGUCAUCUUGCUGUGCUGAUUAUAGCCUUAUACAAUGUAAAUUAUAUUACUUAAUGUUCACAAAAUAUCUCCUAAAGUGAAAUUUAAUAUUGAACAAGUACUAAUUGAUUUCCAUGUGAAUCAGAGCCUUGCCUUGAAUGUAUCAAUAAGCUGUGUAACCAAUCAUUUGUAUGCCCGGCAACACCCCAGCCAGGGAACCACCACUAACUACUCAGGCGUGGCGUGCGGCUGCCCCAGGGAACACCAUACCACACCACCACACUACUGCACCACCAGUACUCAGGUGUGGUGUGGUGGCCGCCCCCACACCACCACAACACCACACAGUUGGUGCAGCUCCCUUGGGGCUUUUUCCCCUCAGGUUGUUUCCAGUACAGCUCAGUCAGUGAGCAGUGAGUGGCCGGGAAGGACACAAGAUCACUGAUCUAAUUCUUCCUGUUGUCUUCAAAACACAUUUGUUAAAGAUGUGCAACAAAAGUUUCCCUUCAUUUUGGGGAAGAAUCAAAUACUGGAUGCUUUAUUGUGAAUGAAUACAUUCAGUAUAAGAAACACUUGUUGUCUUCUACUUCAUCAAGGUACAUUUUUAUUUUUUGAUUUUCUUCUUAUAAAAACUAAGAAGCCUCAGACCAAAUAUUUUGUAACAUUAUCAUGUUUGUAAAACUUUGUCAGUUUUUAUACAGAAGCUUAUUUAUUUUUUCCCUGAUCUUGUAUCUGAAAAGAGUUCAUCAAACAGACUGUACUGAUUAAGAAUUUGCCAUCUAGUACUUGUGCUUCAGUUGCAAUGAAGUUGCUUAGAUAAGACUUUAAUGGUUUAGGAAUGGCAAAAGUGCAUUGACCAGUUAAUGGUGAAACUUUCCCUUGCAAACUGAAGCACGUGUGUUGCUUACAGUUUUGCUCCAUUGUCUCUCUUAACAUAUUCCAUUGAACAACACUUAUGAAUCAUCAGGUUUCCGAGAGUACCAGUUCAAUGUAACCCGAUACUGUACGAAGCAUAGCAUUCCCUUCCUCACCAGGACUGGGAUUGCCCAUCACUCAUAUUACUUCAUUACUAAAGGUUUGAACUCUGAUAGCAUCAAUUAUGUACUGUAAAAAUAAAGGAAAAAUAUGGAAGUGUUGAGACAAAAUGACCCUCACACACUAUUACUACUGCUACUACAUGUAUCUAUCUCCACUCUCUCAGCUCUAAAUAUCUACCUUUCUCUCUGUCACUAGGUUGUACUUACUUGUUGAAAGCUGUCAGAUUUUGCUGUGUAAGCUAACCACACACCCAACACCAAGCUGAUAUAGCCAGAGAACCCUUGCCUAGACUGAAAAAGAAAUAUAAUGACUGAAAUAUAUGAGGCAGAAGGAAGAGUAUAGACAUGUUUUGUUCUUAUCAUGGUUCUGUGUGAAGCAGCUUGUGAUAUAAGGAGAGUAAACCUCCUUGAAUAAUUUGUCCAAGUCCUAUGGCUUAAAUGUUGUAUCAAUUGCAAUAUAUAAAUGCUUUUAACUACAAGGCAGCAGUGUGAUAAGUCAGGAAAGGAGAAGCAUGGCUCUUACAAAUUAGAAUACUGUACUCUGUUUGCAAGACCUGUUUGUUUCAAAGCCUCAUCGGUGAUGACAAAGGAGAGAAAAGAGGAAGAGUGAGACAAAUAAUGGGGGAUGACAAGCCAGUGUGAUAUUACUCUACCUGACCAAGGACUGUAAUCUGAAACAAUUCUGUACCACACCUCCACUACUUUCAAAGGCUCUAGUUGAAGUUAUAUAGUAGUUUUAUAAGAGUGUUUUUUGUGUUCUGGUAAAAUAUUAACAGUGAUUGUUACAUUACUAACAGGAAACACUCUUGAGAACCUGGUUAUUCACCUCUGUGGCCUUUGAAAACAGUUGUGGUGAGAGACCUAAGUGUUUCUAAAUAGGGCCCGCUCCAGGACUCCAUGCGCCAUCCUCAGUGUGUGCAGGACCAAGAUAGACUACUUAGUGUGAUACCUCACCUCUCAGUGCAAGGUCAAGAUAUGUAGACUCCUAGUGUGACAGUUGGCAUGUUGGUCGGUCACUUACCGUCAGGCUGCUGAGCUGCAGUGUUUGCAGGCUGCUGUGUAAGCUAAUGGUGCAGUGACUGGCUUUUCACUGAUCUCAAGAGUUUGCAUUGCAGUAAACACAUGUUGUAAGUAACGAAUGUAGAACCUGCAGUAUUAGUAUUUUUACUUUGUUACUACAGGAAUGAAGGUCUGAGUGUGAAGGAGUCAGUCUCUUGUUUUGCCAACCUCAUAAUAUCUUGCUCCAUUAUCUCUUUCUUAUUUUGGAGAGGCAACACUAUUUCCAUUAUUUUCAAAGUACAACAGAACCAACAGAAAAUCAUGUUUUUCAAGCUUCAUUCUCUUGGACAUUUUGGUAUGCUUGAAAAGGUAUGAGGAGAUAUAGGGUGAAGCAGCCUUCCUUCACUUGAGUAACAUGUCUGGAGGGUGAAAGGUGAAGGGUGACAGGGCCAGUGUGGGGCACCGGUGGUGACAAUGACGUGAUGGUGCCGUGGUUGCCCUGCACUGCACGGCAUCCAUCCCAUUCAGCGUGGUAGUAUAAGGCCAGCUUUUUUUAUUGUGAUUAUGUAUGAUUAAGCUUGUCUGUAAUCUUGUGUGGUGAAAAUAUAAUAUCUAGUAUUA
This is a messenger RNA of Portunus trituberculatus (swimming crab), 6329 nucleotides long. It is a transcript of the gene Fas2, whose product is annotated as fasciclin-2-like. The transcript is spliced from 19 exons. Bases 16 to 2835 code for a protein of 939 amino acids. Gene Ontology annotation, biological process: synapse organization; homophilic cell-cell adhesion. Gene Ontology annotation, molecular function: axon guidance receptor activity; protein binding. The record is from RefSeq and is a predicted model, not a curated record. Gene Ontology annotation, cellular component: plasma membrane; neuronal cell body; axon. Lineage: Eukaryota; Metazoa; Arthropoda; Malacostraca; Decapoda; Portunidae.